Messenger RNA from Botrytis porri, 237 nucleotides. RefSeq lists its product as uncharacterized. Lineage: Eukaryota; Fungi; Ascomycota; Leotiomycetes; Helotiales; Sclerotiniaceae. The coding region runs from base 1 to 237 and encodes 78 amino acids. The record is from RefSeq and is a predicted model, not a curated record. The transcript has a single exon.
AUGUCAGUCGGAUUUGACCUUAUCAGUUAUCUCGCUCUCCAGAAACAGAAUAUUGGAGGAUACAUAGUCAUGCUUGUCAGAGUCCUGGCACUUUUUGGAUUUUUCGCCCUACCAUUUCUUCUUUCUCAAAUGGUGACAUAUUUCCUCAUCCCCAAAGAUUUCGUGGAAGUCAGGAAUGAAGACAUUGAUGGUUAUGACGAGGAAGAAUUUUAUGCUCAUUUUUCAGUCAAAGAAUGA